AUGGCUAGUCCAGUUCACAGUCGUUCGCCAUCACAUACAUCGACAGGGCCUCCUCCGCGCUCUCCUUCGCCUCCCUCGCAGAUCUUCCACAAGUCGCUGAGCAUACCCCCAGUUCCAACUCCGGCACUCCUCGAAUCAGUCGCUGGAGCUGCUCAUUACUCAGGUGUUCCAGUGGAUGGAAGCACAGGGAAACGUCGUAGAAGAAGUAGCGCGCGGCCUACAGACGUGAAGAACCUCAAACCGGAUCAUCAGCGAGUUCUUGACGAUCUGAAGGAACUCUACUGCGGUAGACCUAGUGUGGAGAUCUUUGAGCGAAGUUUCCGAAAAGAUGCGGUAUUUGAGGAUCCGUUAUCGAGAUGUACUGGAGUUGAUGAGAUCGCUGCACAAUUUUUCGCACUGCCUAAAUUCUUUUCGAAAUCAGAAACCCUCGCUUCACGGGUCAUGUCUUCGACUGCCGUCCCGAAUCAAAUAAUCUACUGGCAAAGACAAGAGUAUACCGCUCGAAUCUGGGGAAGUACAAAGGUCAUUGAAUCGAUAAUUGUAGUGGAUCUUGACGACGACGAGAAGAUUGUUAGUCUGGUGGAUCAGUGGGGCGGCAAUGACCUUCCCAGUUGGUUCGGAGCGUCACUUCUUCGUACUAUCAACGCGAAGUUGAUGCCGUGGGUGAUACGAGUACCGAAAUCCUAGAGGAAACCCUAGGAUCCUAUGCUUUUGACUUGUCCACGAUAUCUGUAAAUGUAAUGGCCGGACUGACAAGUGUA
Molecule: messenger RNA, 761 nt
Organism: Coprinopsis cinerea okayama7#130
Lineage: Eukaryota; Fungi; Basidiomycota; Agaricomycetes; Agaricales; Psathyrellaceae
Exons: 5
Coding region: 1-687 (228 amino acids)
Source: RefSeq, a predicted model, not a curated record